AAGGAGUGAAGCUUCCUUCACUUAUGAGCUUAUGACAACUUGACAGCAUCACUGAUCACUUUUGCUGCAUCUCGAAAGUGAUUCAAUAAUUUGCAUAUUUUGUACUAACACAAACUUAAAGUUUUACUUUUCAAUUAUUGCAUUGAUUACGUGUGUUGUUCAGUAAAUAAAUAUACUUCACAAUGGCGAAAAUGGCAUUUCAGCACCAAGCCGGAACGGCUAUGGAAUGUCUUAGUAUACCAAUAACACUUCAAAAAGAAGCUGGUGUUGAUGCAGAAGGAAGGGAAGUUAUGAAAUGUGGCUUUAAAAUAGGCGGAGGAAUUGAUCAAGAUUAUCGCAAAAGCCCACAAGGGUAUACUGAUAACGGUAUCUAUGUGACUGAAGUGCAUGAAGGAAGUCCAGCAGCUAAAUCUGGAUUGAGGAUGCAUGACAAAAUCCUGCAAUGCAAUGGAUAUGACUUCACCAUGGUAACACACAAGAAGGCUGUCAGCUACAUCAAGAAGCACCCAGUUCUAAAUCUUCUUGUUGCUAGAAAAGGUGUAACAUCUACAUAACUGUUACAUAGUUUU
Molecule: messenger RNA, 569 nt
Organism: Papilio machaon (common yellow swallowtail)
Lineage: Eukaryota; Metazoa; Arthropoda; Insecta; Lepidoptera; Papilionidae
Product: tax1-binding protein 3 homolog
Exons: 3
Coding region: 183-554 (123 amino acids)
Biological process (GO): neurotransmitter receptor transport, endosome to postsynaptic membrane; neurotransmitter receptor transport postsynaptic membrane to endosome
Cellular component (GO): postsynaptic density; postsynaptic membrane; adherens junction
Molecular function (GO): protein binding
Source: RefSeq, a predicted model, not a curated record